UCCCAAAAUUAACUCAGAACCCUAAUUUCCCCAGUUCCUAACCCUAACAGCCGCAGCCUCACCCUCCUUCAUAACAAAUGCAUACAAAUUGAAGAAAGGGGGAAACAGGGAGAAAGAGGGAAGAGAAGGGAGACGGCGCUGGCUGGGGCCUCGCCGCCGUCACCGUCGCUGUCAAGCGUGAAGGGUGGAGAGGAGAGAGCUUGCAUCCAAGAGAGAAGAGAUGCUGUCUGCCGUCACCGUCGCCGCCCUGGAGCUCGCCGUCGAGCUGCUUCACGGCGCCGUCCCGUCCAUGGACCCACAAGCUUGCGUUACUGCCGAUCCGUUCACAAGCCGUCGUCGAUGGGACAGAAUCGCGAAGAGAGAGAGACACACGAAGAGAAGCCCACGACCAGCCUUGUCGCCGUCAGCGCCGCGGGUUGCCGUCGCCAUCCUCGCGAGCUGCCACCGCAUCGCCGUUACUGAGCUGCAGCACCGCCGUUGUCGCACUCUGCUGCUGCCGCGUCUCGCCAAGCCGCCGCUGGAGGAGGAAGGCCCGCCAGUUUUGUUUCUGCUUAUGGGUUUUGGAAUCUGAGAAAACGCCACUGCCGUUGUUGUUUGUUGGGUUCAAGAUCAUUGCUGCCACUGGAAUCACGAACCGGAAAGGAGAGGAGGCCGUUUUCUGUUGUCGCUGGUGCUGCCAUAGGACGGUUGAAGCCAUUGCUGAUUAUGAUUUUGUUAUCUGGGGCUGAAAAUUGCUUUUGAUUCCUACUCAAUUUAAAUCCUCUAUUUUACUGCAACCAUGGUCAAAGUUGCGAAGGCUGGUAUUGUUGCCGUUCUGGUUGUGUGAGAGUUACCGCUGCUGCCCUGACACUAAAAGAGAAGUUGCUCAAUGUUCCAAAUCCUGCUGUUCUUGACAUUCCUGUUUGUGCAUUGGGGGGUGGAUAUUGGAAUUAUAUAUUAUUAUACAGAUUGCCUAAAGACUAGGAAUCUUCAUCUCUUAGAAAAAUACCAGUGGUAUCUUUUGGCCGUGAACUUCAACUUCCUGCACAUAUUAGUUGGAGAUGAUUUCUUGAUGUUUAAUGCAAAACGCAUUGAGAGAGUAAUACUAGAGUAUGCAUAGCAAAGUCCAAAAACAGGCAAUUAGACAGAACCCAGAAGUUACUCUUUGCUGUGAUGUACGCUGUAAGAUUGUAGGAAGAAGUGAAGAACCCAAUGUCUACAUAAGCAAUGAACAAACCACUGCGGCUGCAACGCUUUCCUUCCUUCAAACUUCAAUUUCAUGGAAACAUAAUUUCUGCCUUCCUGUUCUUGUCCCCAGUAGAGAUCCAAAAUCCUGUGAAUCACGUAAUCCAAUGUGCUCGAAGCCUACACCAGCCUUCAAAAAGUCGCAAAGUGUGAUGGAUGACGAUUUGCUUUUGAUGGUCCGCUCUGGUUUUGCAGUGGCGGCGGUGCCAGUGCUGGUUCCUAACCCUAACAGCUGUAGCCUCACCCUCCUUCAUAACAAAUGCAUACAAAUUGAAGAAAGGGGGAAACAGGGAGAAAGAGGGAAGAGAAGGGAGACGGCGCUGGCUGGGGCCUCGCCGCCGUCACCGUCCCUGUCAAGCGUGAAGGGUGGAGAGGAGAGAGCUUGCAUCCAAGAGAGAAGAGAUGCUGUCUGCCGUCACCGUCGCCGCCCUGGAGCUUGCCGUCGAGCUGCUUCACGGCGCCGUCCUGUCCAUGGACCCACAAGCUUGCGUUACUGCCGAUCCGUUCACAAGCCGUCGUCGAUGGGACAUAAUCGCGAAGAGAGAGAGACACACGAAGAGAAGCUCACGACCAGCCUUGUCGCUGUCAGCGCCGCAGGUUGCCGUCACCAUCCUCGCGAGCUGCCACCGCAUCGCCGUUAUCGAGCUGCAGCACCGCCGUUGUUGCACUCUGCUGCUGCCGCGUCUCGCCAAGCCGCCGCUGGAGGAGGAUGGCCCGCCAAUUUUGUUUCUGCUUAUGGGUUUUUGAAUUUGAGAAAACGCCAAUGCCGUUGUUGUUUGUUGGGUUCAAGACCAUUGCUGCCACUGGAAUCACGAACCGGAAAGGAGAGGAGGCCGUUUUCUGUUGUCAUUGGUGCUGCCAUAGGACGGUUGAAGCCAUUGCUGAUUAUGAUUUUGUUAUCUGGGUAUUUUCUGGUUGAAAUUGAGGGAACUGAGCAAAAAUCUGAUUCAGAGACUAAAAAGGACUGCAGAUGCUGUUGGAUUCUGACCUCCCUGCACUCGAAGUGGAUUUUCUGGAGUUACAGAAGCCCAAUUGGCGCGCUCUCAACGGCGUUGGAAAGUAGACAUCCUAAGCUUUCCAGCAAUAUAUGAUAGUCCAUACUUUGCCCAAGAUUUGGUGGCCCAAACCGGCGUUCAAAGUCACCCUCAGAAUUUCCAGCGUUAAACGCCAGAACUGGCACCAAAAUGGGAG
Messenger RNA from Arachis duranensis, 2415 nucleotides. RefSeq lists its product as uncharacterized. Lineage: Eukaryota; Viridiplantae; Streptophyta; Magnoliopsida; Fabales; Fabaceae. The transcript is spliced from 11 exons. The record is from RefSeq and is a predicted model, not a curated record. The coding region runs from base 1092 to 2315 and encodes 407 amino acids.